GCAUGACGGGGCUCAAACCCUAGCCUCCCACAUGUGAAUUCAGGGCUGUGAAUAAUUUCUGAAAUUCCUUGUGGACUAACCUUACUAACCCAUGCUAAUGUACACAAUAUUUGGGGAAAAAAGAAAAAAAGAAAAGAGUUUGGUUCCUACUUUCUCGUCGGUCGGUUAGAUAGGCUCGGAAGAUUUUUCAGUGCCGAGUGGGUACCACGAGAUACCUGCUCGGUGCAUCCGAGCCGUCCAUUGCGUUUUUGGACGGCUUGGAUUUGAAGCGAGAAAAAUGAGAGAGAAAGUAUUGAGGUGAGAGGAGAAAUAGAGUUUCAAUCCGAACUAUCCAAAAGAGUAUUAGAUGGCCCGAAUAUACCGAAUGUAUACCACAUGGUAUAUACGUAUAUGGUAUACCCACUUUCUCGAUAGAUAGGCCCAUAUAAAUAUUCUCACUGGCUCCAAGAAAUGAAUAUGUCAAUCAAUAGCCUAGGGUUUUUUCUCUCGGGACUGUGUAGCUACGUACUAGAGUUCCUGAAAACCAUAAGAAUCCCAAUGGUGAAGACAGGUAGUGUAGAAGAAGGAUGCAUAUCCAUUGGACCAUGGGGUCGUCUACGGGGUGAACCAUGGGCUUACAAAGCCAACGGACGUAUAACGCGGAUAACUGUUCGCCACGGAAUUGUCAUCGAUUCCCUAUUAUUCCAAGCCGAAAGCUCCGAUGGUCUCGCACUUGAAUCUUCUGGUAUAUUUGGCGGUCCCGGUGGACAUCUGAGCGACGAGGUUUGCAUUGAUGACCCUGAUGAGCAUCUCACAGCCAUAAAAAUGACAUUCGGAGAGUUCGAAGGACAACCAGUCAUCCAGUCACUCAGUUUUCGUACAAAUUUGAACAAAUACGGGCCAUACGGUUCGAAAUACGGAACUUCUAUCUCCAUUCCAAUCAAAGGUGGAGUCAUCUGCGGAUUCCAUGGACGUGCUGAGAAUUACCUUAAUGCAAUUGGUAUCUAUGUGACACCAAAAAUCAUGAGUUUUCAAUGCGACAUAGAUACCAAUUUUUGUAAAGGUCAAGAAUAUGCGCCAAGCCAUCUGAAGACUCCAAGUUCCAUGAAUCUGUUUGUGCAACGAGAUCCGGGACCAUGGGGAGCCCAACGCGGAAGGCAUUGGGAUGACGGUGUUUUCCUAGGGAUAAAGCAAGUCCUUCUUCGAACAGGAUGUAUAGUAAGAUCAGAAAAUACAAACAUGCUGAUUUAUGCAAUACAGUUCGAAUACGAGCAAAGAGAUCGGGAGUCCUUUACGUCACCAUGGCAUGGCAGCCCUAACUGGGGUGAUGAAUCGCAUAAAAUUGAAUUGAAUUCUGCCAUGGGCGAGGUAAUUGUGGCAAUUGAAGGGUUUUAUGGGCCAAUAGAAGGCACAGAGGGGUUUGAGGUCAUGACAUCAAUAACCAUAUACACAAGCAGAAGAAAGUAUGGUCCGUAUGGUGGAAAUGAGACAGGUACACAUUUCUCUUCGGCGCCAUCCGGUGGGAAGGCCGUUGGCUUCUUUGGAAGAAGUGGCAUCUAUUUAAAUGCAAUAGGAGUUCACAUGGACUACUCUUGCGGCGGAUGCAACAAGAGACAUGGCCCCUUCUUUUCCAUGUAUUUUGAAAACUCUGAUUAUUACAGCACCCUUAGGUCACUAAAUAUAAAAACACUUGUGGAUAGCUCAAAUACCACAAAUGGACCAAACUGGUCCGAACAAAUUGGAUUGAAUCAAAUCCCGUAUUCUUGGUGCCACGUAGAGAAACAAGCGACUGUGCAGGUGAAGAUGAGCAGUGAAGAUGACGGAUGCAUAACUAUUGGGCCAUGGGGUGGGCAAGAGGGUGAACCAUGGUCCUACAAGGCCGACGGCCGCAUAACCCAAAUAAUUGUUCGCCACGGCUGGGCUGUUGAUUCCAUCUUGUUCCAAAGUCAAAGCUGCGGUUGCUUGACCCCGGAAUGCUCCGACAAGUUUGGCGGCGCCGCUGGUCGAACUGACAAGAUUUGUAUCGACAGCGCAGUAGAGCAACUGAAUACUAUCAGUAUGACAUGGGGUGAGUUCGAAGGAGAACAUGCCAUCAGAUCACUCUGUUUUCUUACCAACCUCACCGAAUAUGGACCUUUUGGAUUGAAAGAUCAGGGAACUUCUGUAUCCAUUCCAAUGGAAGGCAGAGUCAUUGUUGGAUUCCAUGGACGUGCUGGGAGACUUCUUAAUGCAAUUGGGGUCUAUGUUAAACCCAAAAACAGGGGCUUUUGUCCAAUUCAAGACCCAGAAAAUUUGUCAACCAAUAUCAAGAAUAUGAUGAGCUCCAUGGAACUGUUUGUGCCACUGCCACGAGAUCCAGGGCCUUGGGGGGCCUCAGGUGGAAAGCAUUGGGAUGAUGGUGUUUUUUCGGCAAUAAAGAAAGUCCAUCUGAAUAUUGUUAUGCCGCUGCAAGGAUGUUCUGCUAUAAAAGCAGUGCGGUUCCAAUACGAGAAAGCAGAUGGGAAAUGCUUCCGGUCACCGUGUCAUGGCGGCAAUGGCAUUCCAACAGUAACAAUCGAAUUGGACUCCCCGAACGAGGAGAUUCUUGGCAUUGAAGGGUUUUACGGGCCACUAAUGGAGUGGAAAAAUGGCUUUGAGGCCUUGACAUCCAUCACCGUAUACACAAACAAGCAAAAGUAUGGUCCCUAUGGAAAUGAGAUUGGCAGGCACUUUUCUUCAAUGUGUUCCGGCGGCAAGGUGGUCGGCUUCUUUGGGAGGAGCGGCACCCAUUUAAAUGCUAUCGGAGUUCACAUGGAUUAUUUUUGAAGCUUUAUUUUCUUUUGAUUGUGUGUUUCUAGUCUCCUCACUAGGUGCAAGUAUGAUGUGAAUUAUCU
Rhododendron vialii is the source of this 2852-nucleotide messenger RNA. Its product is annotated as jacalin-related lectin 3-like. The record is from RefSeq and is a predicted model, not a curated record. The coding region runs from base 451 to 2784 and encodes 777 amino acids. The transcript is spliced from 11 exons. Lineage: Eukaryota; Viridiplantae; Streptophyta; Magnoliopsida; Ericales; Ericaceae. Gene Ontology annotation, molecular function: carbohydrate binding.